Nematocida major is the source of this 1311-nucleotide messenger RNA. RefSeq lists its product as uncharacterized. Lineage: Eukaryota; Fungi; Microsporidia. Bases 1 to 1311 code for a protein of 436 amino acids. The transcript has a single exon. Gene Ontology annotation, molecular function: zinc ion binding. The record is from RefSeq and is a predicted model, not a curated record.
AUGGACGACAUUGAAUACAAACUGCGGUUCCUUCUUAACUCGAUGACUCUUUUGGUCGAUGACAUAAAAGUGGCAGACAGCUCGCAAAUGGGCCAUCUGCAGUUUUUGAAGAAGUACAAAAACCAGAAGAUGAUACACGCCUUCAUAAAGCCACAAGGAAGCAGCCAAGGCGCACACGAGCCCACUAUUACGCCCUUAAUAGGGGUUCCCAUUGACCCUGAGCAAAUCAAGCACAAAAUGAUGUACUGCCAGAUCGCCGUGGGAUCGUCUCUAUUUACGUCGGAGGAGUACGCGCUAAACUGCAAAACCCCGCACGGGUACGACUCCUUCAUUAUUGGCAACGCGUCAGAGGCAAUUGAGUCCGUCAUUGGCCUGUACAAAAAGUCGAAAAAUCUUGCCUCCUACAGCUACGUGGUUCCAGACAGCAGCAGAGUCCUGGUUUUGGCAGAGGUUGACUUUACGUACGACAGAAAGCUGGAGGAGAAAAGCAAAAACAACGACAAGUGCGAAUACUGCUGUGAAAGCAUGGCAACCUCAUUUUGUCUGGCAGAAAGGGCUGCGUUCUGCGACAAGUGCGACAGCUACUUCCACAGCAACGAAUUCACGCAGAGGCACUCGCGGUACUACUUCAACAAAGUUGGGAAGAAGCGGUUCCUCCACUGCAGGAGCCAUCCAACAGUCGUAGUCGACUACUUCUGCACAGAAUGCAGUGUGCCUGUCUGCACUCAGUGCCGGAUCGGGGGGUCUGCUCCAGACGUAAACAUGCAUCAGGGACACCGCAUGGUCUCGUACAUUGAUGCAUGCGACAACCUGAGCGAAAGAAUCAGCGAGAGCCAUGAGAUGGACCUGGCCAAGAGGCAAGCAAACGGCGCCAUUUCGGGGGUGGAGAAGGAGAUAGAGGAGUUUGAGAAGGAGGUGGAGACCGUCCGGGCUAAGCUGCAGUACGAGUACGACACCUCCAUGGGCGUGCUAAACGACCUUGUGAAGAGAAGGUACCAGAAGAUAAAUGCAAAGUACUUUGAAGGAAAGUAUCUGCUGGAGAUGGCUACACGCGCACAGAAUUACCCUAGAGAGGUCGACCCUAGCGUGCUUGUUGAAAAGUGGAGGGCCAUCGAGGAGAUGAACAGAAGCAUCGCAGACGUCGUGCUGGAGGACAGUGUAGGAGGCCCGCAGCUAAUUGUAAAGGGGUCGCUAACAGUGGAGCUGGCAGCAGGGCCGGAGUCGUCCCCCGCAAACGUCGACACCUCCCAGGAGGACGACUUUAUUCGCAGAAGAACAGAAAUGCUGCUUAGAGUCUCCCAGUUUAAGUAG